AUGGCAGGCAUCACAACCCUCCCAGAACCCAUCACAAUGUCGAAAGAGAUGACCGUCCACACGGAAGGCAUCCACGUCGAGAAGGUCUCGGAGCACGAACAACUCGUUGCGAGACUGAACAGUCUCGACCCUCCAGUGACGCCAGAAGAAGUCAAACGGGUGAAGAGGAAAAUCGACCUGCGUCUCCCACCAUUUCUUAUGGUCCUGUAUAUCUUCACAUGGCUUGACCGUGGAGCCUUGGGCAAUGCCGCUCUAAUGAACAUCAAAACCGACCUCAACCUCUCUGGAGCUCAAUACAGCCUCGCCGUCAGCAUGUUCUUCGUUGGCACUUGCGUGGCCGACGUAUUUACCAAUGUUGGAAUGCGCUACAUUCGUCCAAGUCUCUAUCUCUCGGGAGCCAUGAUCGUCUGGGGUAUCGUGGCUACACUCCAAGCGGUCGCUGGUGGAGCGUCAGGCCUGUAUGCCAUCCGAUUCUUUCUGGGCAUCUUUGAGGCUGUCUUCAUUUCCGGUGCCCCAUACUUGACAACAGUGAUGUAUCCGCGAGCAGAAUGGGGCAAGCGUAUUUGCAUCUAUCUCUCUGCAACACCCAUCGCCGGUGCCUUUGGCGGCUGGAUCGCAUGGGGCGUCGCUCACAUCUCCAGCCAGCGCAUCGAAAAUUGGCAGGUCCUCUUCAUCCUGGAAGGACUACUGACCGUCGCUUUCGGGAUUUUGUGCCUCUGGGUCCUGCCCGACCGACCACACAACACUCGCUGGCUCAGCCCGCGCGAACGAGACGUGGCGGACUGGAGAAUGAUGAACGAUGGAAACCGCACGCACGGUAAGGUGCACUGGAGUGUCGUAGCAAAACAGCUCCAGGACUGGCGCAUGUGGAUGAACAUCGCCAUCUACAUGUGCCAGGUUAUUUCGACGUACACAAUCGCCACGUUCACGCCCAUUAUCGUCAACACCAUGGGAUUCGACAAGGUCAAGGCGCAGCUGAUGGUGGCGCCGCCGUACUGCGUCGCCUUCGUCAUGACCUUCGUCGUGGGCUACCUGUCCGACCGGCUGCGAUCCUGCUCAGGCCUUCUGGUGAUCAACUCGCUUGUUGCCGCCGCGGGCGACCUGAUGCUCGUGCUCCUGCCGUCGCGGUACAACCACGCCCGUUACGGCGCCACCUUCCUGACCAUCACGGGCAUCCUGUCCGGCAUCACCCUUUCCGUCGGCAACAUCACGGGCAACUGCUGCGGCGACAUCAAAAAGGCCAUCGCCGCCGGUCUCUUCCAGGCCUUCGGCUCCACCAUGGGCGUCGCCACCGGGUACCUAUUCCCGGCAAAGGACGGGCCCGAAUACAAGACCGGGUUUUGGGUCCUGUUCGCCUGCACCUGCUUCACGGGCGUGGGCUCGGCCAUCGUGACAUUCGUUAACGUCCGAGAAAACAGAAGACGGGACGCACUGACUGGGCCGCCGCCGACAGAUCGCGUCAUUGACUUUGACGAGGACGGGUUGAUGGAGAAACAUCCCCAUUGGAGGUAUUAUAAGUGA
This is a messenger RNA of Fonsecaea multimorphosa CBS 102226, 1521 nucleotides long. RefSeq lists its product as uncharacterized. Gene Ontology annotation, biological process: transmembrane transport. Lineage: Eukaryota; Fungi; Ascomycota; Eurotiomycetes; Chaetothyriales; Herpotrichiellaceae. The record is from RefSeq and is a predicted model, not a curated record. The coding region runs from base 1 to 1521 and encodes 506 amino acids. Gene Ontology annotation, molecular function: transmembrane transporter activity. Gene Ontology annotation, cellular component: membrane. The transcript is spliced from 5 exons.